Molecule: messenger RNA, 3616 nt
Organism: Phyllopteryx taeniolatus (common seadragon)
Lineage: Eukaryota; Metazoa; Chordata; Actinopteri; Syngnathiformes; Syngnathidae
Gene: cherp
Product: calcium homeostasis endoplasmic reticulum protein
Exons: 20
Coding region: 128-2881 (917 amino acids)
Biological process (GO): RNA processing; intracellular calcium ion homeostasis
Cellular component (GO): perinuclear region of cytoplasm
Molecular function (GO): RNA binding
Source: RefSeq, a predicted model, not a curated record
CAGUGAGCCAAAAUGCGAGCGUUCUUGUCAAACGCUCUUGCUGCUAAAUGAGUUAGCGGGACCGUUUCGCGGAGAUUUGGGAUUACAUUGAGCAAUUUCACAAGAGUUCCCAUAAACGAACGUCGUCAUGGAAACCCCCACGCCGCCGGAAGAUCAAGAGCUUCGCAACGUGAUCGACAAGCUGGCCCAGUUCGUGGCCCGGAAUGGUCCCGAGUUCGAGAAGAUGACCAUGGACAAGCAGAAGGACAACCCCAAGUUCUCCUUCCUGUUCGGUGGCGACUACUUCAGCUACUACAAGUGCAAGCUGGCUCUGGCGCAGCAGCAGCAUCCCUCUACCCACGAUGGGGAGGAGUGUAAAUCUGAAGAACUCUACAACCCGGGCGCCUUGGACGUGCUGGACAUCCCGCCGCCGCCUGUGCCCAUGAUGGCGCCACCGGCCUCCGCCGCCGCCGCCUCCGGCACCACGCCCGCCAUGGAUGACGUCAUCCAGCAGAGUCUGUGGAACCUGCAGCACCAGGAGCAACAUCUGCACACGCUCAGACAGGAACAAGUGAGCGCAGCCAUCGCGGCGGCGGCAGAGGAGCAGAUCCAGAAGUUGAUCGCGGAAACUCAUCUGGACGUCGCCGAGAUGGACAGCCUGCUGCAGCCCAUCAUUGACACGUGCACCAAAGACGCCAUUUCGGCGGGAAAGAACUGGAUGUUCAACAACGCCAAGACGCCGCAGCACUGCGAGCUGAUGACGUCGCACCUUCGCAACCGCAUCGCUGCUGAGGGAGCGCAUUUUGAGCUCCGCCUACAUCUCAUCUACCUGACCAAUGACGUGCUACAUCACUGCCAGCGCAAGCAGCAGAAGGAUUUGUUGGCGGCGCUGCAGAAGGUUGUGGUUCCAAUCUACUGCACCAGCUUCUUGGCUGUGGAGGAGGAGAAGCAGCAGAAGAUCACCAGGCUGUUGCAGCUGUGGGAGAAGAACGGCUACUUCGAUGAGGAGACCAUUCAGCAACUCCAGAAUCCAGCUCUCGGUCUGGGCCAGUACCAGGCCUCGCUGAUCACCGAGUACGCCGGCGUGGUCCAGCCCAUCCAGCUGGCCUUCCAGCAGCAGAUCCAAGUCCUCAAGAGCCAGCACGAAGACUUUGUGGCCAGCCUCCAGCAGCAGCCCGCCACCCAGCUGCCGCCGCCGGCCGCUGACGCGGAGAAGCCCAUGACCACGCAAGCAGCCGAGGCGAAGCCCCCAAUGUCGGGUCCUCCGCCGGGCGAGUUUGACGAAGCGCCGUCGCGAUCCCAGGACCCCAGCAACCCCGGCGGACCCUCCGACCUCCCCCCCAAGCCCGCGUGGUACGACUCCCAGCACAUGGGCCCGUGGAACCCCAACCAACCGCCUCCUUUCGACCCGAACCAGCCGCCCCCGCCGUGUCCGCCCUGGAACAGCCACGAGGGGAUGUGGAACGACCAGAGGGAGCCGGGCAACUGGAGCGGGGGUCCGCCCAGAGACGGGGGGCCCUGGAGCGGUCCCGAUCCGGGUCCUCCUUCUUGGAACUCGUACGACCAGCAGCCUCCGUGGGGGAACCAGCCCGAGCAGCCGCCCUGGGGCCAGAGGGAGCCGCCCUUUCCGCCCCGCAUGCAGAGGCCACCCCACUUCAGAGGCCCCUUUCCCCCCCACCAGCAGCAGCCGCCGCCCUUCAACCAGCCCCCGCCGCCGCACUCUUUCGGACGCUUCCCGUCGCGCUUCAUGCAGGACGACUUCCCUCCGCGACACCACUACGACCGGUCGCCCUACACGCCUCACCGCUUCGACUACUCUCAGGGAGACUUCCCCAGGGACAUGCCGGGUCCGCCGCCGCCCCCUCCCCACCACUCCAACCAGAGGCUCCCCCCCUCCGGCAUGGGGGGCGACCAUCCUCCGUGGGGGGGAUCCCAGCACCCAGACUACGGGCCUCCGCCCCCCCACGGGUUCAACGGCCAUUCGCCGCACGUGCGCCACCGGCAGCCCCCGGUUCCCGUCCAGGACGACCCCAGCCUGGUGCCCAACGUUCCCUACUUCGACCUUCCUGCCGGCCUCAUGGCGCCGCUGGUCAAACUGGAGGACUACGACUAUAAACCUCUGGAUCCAAAAGACAUCCGCCUGCCACCCCCCAUGCCCCCGAGCGAACGCCUGCUGGCCGCCGUGGAAGCCUUCUACAGCCCCCCCUCCCACGACCGGCCCCGCAACAGCGAAGGAUGGGAACAGAACGGCCUGUACGAGUUCUUCCGGGCCAAGAUGAGAGCGCGCAGAAAAAAAGGUCAAGAGAAGCGCAACAGCGUUCGUGUGAGCAGUCGUUCCAGGAGUCGCUCGGGCAGCCGGGGCAGAUCCUCCUCGCCGUCCAGUUCUCGCUCCUCCAAGUCCAGGUCCAGGUCCAGGUCCAGGUCUCGCUCCUCACGCUCCCGAAGCCGCUCACGAUCCUACUCGCGCUCCAGGUCCAGGAGUGGAUCCAGGUCGUCGCGGAGUCGCUCUCGCUCCAGGUCGCGUUCACGCUCGCCCACCAGGAGGCGCCGAGGACAUAAAUCACGCAGCUCCUCACCACCCUCCACGUCGUCCGCCGGCGGCGCCGCCUCCUCCAAAGGCCCCCCCGACUCCCGCUUGGGCGAGGAGAACAAAGGACAUCAGCUCCUCAUGAAGAUGGGCUGGAGUGGCUCUGGUGGUCUGGGUGCCAAGGAGCAGGGCAUCCAGGACCCCAUCAAAGGAGGCGACAUCCGCGACAAGUGGGACCAGUACAAGGGCGUCGGCGUCUCCCUGGACGACCCCUACGAGAACUAUCGCAGGAACAAGAGCUUCAACUUUGUGGCGCGCAUGAAGGCGCGAGAGGAAGUGAACCGAGAACCUCAGGAGGCUCCUCCCGCGGAAUGAUGUCAUCAAAGAGCGCCACAGCCUCAUCGCCGGUUUUUACCUUUCACCCUUUUUCAAUUGUCAAACCACAAAUAUUGUGGAAUGAUGCAUUGUCAUGAAUAACAUAUUUGUGUCUCCUACUACUACUACUACUAGUUUGAUUCUUCUUUUUUUUUUUUCAUAAAAAGUACAAUAUUGACUUUUAUUUGUAACACAGAGUCAUAGAGUGGUAGCAAGUGUGUAGACAAAAACAAAAUAAACUCCACUCAUGCUCGCAAAUGGGUUUGUAGAUUUUUCUUUUAGCAACUAAAAUAUAAUUGUUUUAUUUUGCACUACUGAAAAAGGUCAAUGUCUCAGGCACUGUCAAUCACAAAAAAUGAAUUCUAUAUUUUCUAAUAAGUCAAGUUUAUUUAUAUAGCCCUUCAUCAUAAAGAUGGCAUCAGAGUCCAUUUUAAACCAUUUUAAAUGGAAAUACUGAUAAGGCACACUUAUGAACCUCAACUUUUACACAGAUCAGGACAGCAAAUGUAUUUUAUUAUGGGCACGUCUGAUCUGUUAUGGCGUCUUCUCUGCUCAAAUGCAGUAACGGAAAGAGCCACGGGUGGCAGUCUGGCUGAAGAAAUGAAGCUUUGUUGACAUGGCAACGCCUGCAAACAAUUCCACGUACCUAAAAGACUACAAACAAUAUUUUUGAAAACGUAAAUGUUUUAAAAAAAAAGUCACAAUGUAACGUGUGUCAUUAAACUUUCAAGAUAG